Molecule: messenger RNA, 760 nt
Organism: Podarcis muralis (Common wall lizard)
Lineage: Eukaryota; Metazoa; Chordata; Lepidosauria; Squamata; Lacertidae
Source: RefSeq, a predicted model, not a curated record
AUGUCCUUCUCUCAUCUUCCAGCAGCCUUGAAGUGUAUACAAGGCUAUGAUGCUACCCAAGCUCCGACAGAAUGUUCCAGUGGUUUCGGCACCUGUGUGACCAUCAAGGAUGAGUACACACUGACUGACCCAAAGUUUAAUGCAACAUUCUAUACAUGUGGGAGAAUUUUGUCUUGUGCCCAUGCUUUUACCAUCACCAUAGGAGAUGGGAAACAUUUGCGCCACACCUCGGCUUGCUGUACCACAGAUGGCUGCAAUGCAAACUUAAAAUGGGGAGUUCCUCCAGCUUCUUCGAGAAAGAAUGGGCUCAUUUGCCCAAUUGGAUGUUUUGCUGACACAGAGGAAACCUGCAUAGGCGGAAAAGUCUCAUGCACAGAUGCAGAAAAUACUUGCAUCAAUGUAACAGGGACCUAUGGCCCUAAGGAAGAUUCCAAGUCUUUUGUCGUGAAGGGUUGUGGAACAAGCAACGUGGGUGAACUCUAUAGCCUAAUCGGGUUCAUUAACGGAACCUGCUACAAAAUGCGAACCGCAAUAUGGAAGCCUGCUAAAUCCUCCAGCACCAACCAUAUUCUGGGCAAGAGAUCCUUUCUCCUCCUGCUACCCAGUAUCUCCAGCAUUCUCUUCAUGAAGUUUCUCUCCUGAGUUUUGUUCCCAUGCCAGGCAAUUUGUAGGAUCCAUGCUGUGAACUUUUGGGCACCGGAAUGGACAAAUCUGUCAAGAUCAGGGCUCUUAAGUUUCUCAUUUUAAAAAAAAUCUUAAA